AUGAAGCCGUGCGAUGUCACACCCCCUGCCUCCUCAUGCCAUCCGCUCCCCCCCGCCCCCACCCUCCGCGUGCCCGCUCCCUUGCCGCCUCUUUUGACCCUCCCUGCCCCCCUCGCCGUUUCCCACCGCCCGCCAUUCGCUCCUCCCCGCCCGUGCGCUCCCCUCGUUUACCUUCUCCUCCCCCCUCCCCUCCUCUGCUGCACGCCUCUUCCUUCCCCUCGCCGACCCACUCCACUCCCUGCCCCUCCUCAAUCCGCACCCUGCCCCUCGUAUCUCGCCCCCCUAUGCUUGGUUUCUCCCCUCCCUGCCCCUCGCCGCCUUUCUCCGCUCCCCACCUCCCCCCUCUCCCUGCUCCCCCACUCUCCCCCCCUUGCCCUUGGCUUCCUACCUCCCUGCCCCACCUUUCCCCCCUCCGUGUGCUCAGCUUCUCCCCUCCCUGCCCCUCCCUCCUCCCCGCCCUGCCCCUCAUUUUCCGCCCCCCCACGCCCGGUUUCUCCCCUCCCCGCGCCUCCCUUUCUUUCUCCGUGCCUCUCCUUUGCUCCCUCCCUGCCCCCGCCUGCCCAUGCCCCUGUCUUUGGCUUCUCCCCUCCCUGCCCCACGUUUCUUCCCUCCCUGCCCCCCCUCUGCCCCUCCCUUGUUUUCCCCUCACCCAUUGCUUCUCCCCUCCCUGCCCUUGAUUUCCCGCACCCCUGCCCUUGUUUCCUACCAUCCAUGCCCCUCGUUUCCCCCCUUUGUACGUUCAGCCUCUUCCCUCCCUGCCCCUCCCCUCCUCCCCCCCUGCCCUUUGCGUUCCCCUCGUUACGCUCCCUUCUCCCCAUCCCUGCUGCCCUCUUGCCACCAUCAGCCCAUCCGCACCACCAGCCCCCCUCCCACCCUUCUCUCCCCCCCUCCCUUUCCCUCUCUCUCUCUCUCUCUCUCUCUCUUUCUCACACACACACGCACACUCCCCUCCCCCACCCCCCACCCACGUCCUCCCAUUCCGCCCCUCCCUGCCCCUUUCCCACCCCCUCGCACGCCCCUCACCUCCCACCUCCGUGCAACUGGUUUCCCCCCUAUGGUGCCUCCCUUGCAUCGCUCGCCCCGCUGCUCACCCUCUGCCCGCCCCUUUUCCGUGCCCUCAGCUGGCCCAGCCCCUGCCCGUUGCUGCCCCUCCCCUUGCCCCCUCAACUCCCCUGCCCCCCGUACACCCCAGUCCCAUCCAACCGCCCCCACCCUCCCCCGGCUGCCCGUUUCCGCUCUCCACCCCCGCGACCGUUCACACCCCCUGCCUCCUCAUGCCAUCCGCUCCCCCCCGCCCCCACCCUCCGCGUGCCCGCUCCCUUGCCGCCUCUUUUGACCCUCCCUGCCCCCCUCGCCGUUUCCCACCGCCCGCCAUUCGCUCCUCCCCGCCCGUGCGCUCCCCUCGUUUACCUUCUCCUCCCCCCUCCCCUCCUCUGCUGCACGCCUCUUCCUUCCCCUCGCCGACCCACUCCACUCCCUGCCCCUCCUCAAUCCGCACCCUGCCCCUCGUAUCUCGCCCCCCUAUGCUUGGUUUCUCCCCUCCCUGCCCCUCGCCGCCUUUCUCCGCUCCCCACCUCCCCCCUCUCCCUGCUCCCCCACUCUCCCCCCCUUGCCCUUGGCUUCCUACCUCCCUGCCCCACCUUUCCCCCCUCCGUGUGCUCAGCUUCUCCCCUCCCUGCCCCUCCCUCCUCCCCGCCCUGCCCCUCAUUUUCCGCCCCCCCACGCCCGGUUUCUCCCCUCCCCGCGCCUCCCUUUCUUUCUCCGUGCCUCUCCUUUGCUCCCUCCCUGCCCCCGCCUGCCCAUGCCCCUGUCUUUGGCUUCUCCCCUCCCUGCCCCACGUUUCUUCCCUCCCUGCCCCCCCUCUGCCCCUCCCUUGUUUUCCCCUCACCCAUUGCUUCUCCCCUCCCUGCCCUUGAUUUCCCGCACCCCUGCCCUUGUUUCCUACCAUCCAUGCCCCUCGUUUCCCCCCUUUGUACGUUCAGCCUCUUCUCUCCCUGCCCCUCCCCUCCUCCCCCCCUGCCCUUUGCGUUCCCCUCGUUACGCUCCCUUCUCCCCAUCCCUGCUGCCCUCUUGCCACCAUCAGCCCAUCCGCACCACCAGCCCCCCUCCCACCCUUCUCUCCCCCCCUCCCUUUCCCUCUCUCUCUCUCUCUCUUUCUCACACACACACGCACACUCCCCUCCCCCACCCCCCACCCACGUCCUCCCAUUCCGCCCCUCCCUGCCCCUUUCCCACCCCCUCGCACGCCCCUCACCUCCCACCUCCGUGCAACUGGUUUCCCCCCUAUGGUGCCUCCCUUGCAUCGCUCGCCCCGCUGCUCACCCUCUGCCCGCCCCUUUUCCGUGCCCUCAGCUGGCCCAGCCCCUGCCCGUUGCUGCCCCUCCCCUUGCCCCCUCAACUCCCCUGCCCCCCGUACACCCCAGUCCCAUCCAACCGCCCCCACCCUCCCCCGGCUGCCCGUUUCCGCUCUCCACCCCCGCGACCGUGUGCGGCUUCCAACCGCCCAACGGUGGUGCGCACGGGGCGUUUCUUCGCACGGGCAAGCCUCCCCGGGGGGCCCCCACCCCGCUGAGUCGUUUCACACCCCCUGCCUCCUCAUGCCAUCCGCUCCCCCCCGCCCCCACCCUCCGCGUGCCCGCUCCCUUGCCGCCUCUUUUGACCCUCCCUGCCCCCCUCGCCGUUUCCCACCGCCCGCCAUUCGCUCCUCCCCGCCCGUGCGCUCCCCUCGUUUACCUUCUCCUUCCCCCUCCCCUCCUCUGCUGCACGCCUCUUCCUUCCCCUCGCCGACCCACUCCACUCCCUGCCCCUCCUCAAUCCGCACCCUGCCCCUCGUAUCUCGCCCCCCUAUGCUUGGUUUCUCCCCUCCCUGCCCCUCGCCGCCUUUCUCCGCUCCCCACCUCCCCCCUCUCCCUGCUCCCCCACUCUCCCCCCCUUGCCCUUGGCUUCCUACCUCCCUGCCCCACCUUUCCCCCCUCCGUGUGCUCAGCUUCUCCCCUCCCUGCCCCUCCCUCCUCCCCGCCCUGCCCCUCAUUUUCCGCCCCCCCACGCCCGGUUUCUCCCCUCCCCGCGCCUCCCUUUCUUUCUCCGUGCCUCUCCUUUGCUCCCUCCCUGCCCCCGCCUGCCCAUGCCCCUGUCUUUGGCUUCUCCCCUCCCUGCCCCACGUUUCUUCCCUCCCUGCCCCCCCUCUGCCCCUCCCUUGUUUUCCCCUCACCCAUUGCUUCUCCCCUCCCUGCCCUUGAUUUCCCGCACCCCUGCCCUUGUUUCCUACCAUCCAUGCCCCUCGUUUCCCCCCUUUGUACGUUCAGCCUCUUCUCUCCCUGCCCCUCCCCUCCUCCCCCCCUGCCCUUUGCGUUCCCCUCGUUACGCUCCCUUCUCCCCAUCCCUGCUGCCCUCUUGCCACCAUCAGCCCAUCCGCACCACCAGCCCCCCUCCCACCCUUCUCUCCCCCCCUCCCUUUCCCUCUCUCUCUCUCUCUCUUUCUCACACACACACGCACACUCCCCUCCCCCACCCCCCACCCACGUCCUCCCAUUCCGCCCCUCCCUGCCCCUUUCCCACCCCCUCGCACGCCCCUCACCUCCCACCUCCGUGCAACUGGUUUCCCCCCUAUGGUGCCUCCCUUGCAUCGCUCGCCCCGCUGCUCACCCUCUGCCCGCCCCUUUUCCGUGCCCUCAGCUGGCCCAGCCCCUGCCCGUUGCUGCCCCUCCCCUUGCCCCCUCAACUCCCCUGCCCCCCGUACACCCCAGUCCCAUCCAACCGCCCCCACCCUCCCCCGGCUGCCCGUUUCCGCUCUCCACCCCCGCGACCGUGUGCGGCUUCCAACCGCCCAACGGUGGUGCGCGCGGGGCGUUUCUUCGCACGGGCAAGCCUCCCCGGGGGGCCCCCACCCCGCUGAGUCGUUUCACACCCCCUGCCUCCUCAUGCCAUCCGCUCCCCCCCGCCCCCACCCUCCGCGUGCCCGCUCCCUUGCCGCCUCUUUUGACCCUCCCUGCCCCCCUCGCCGUUUCCCACCGCCCGCCAUUCGCUCCUCCCCGCCCGUGCGCUCCCCUCGUUUACCUUCUCCUCCCCCCUCCCCUCCUCUGCUGCACGCCUCUUCCUUCCCCUCGCCGACCCACUCCACUCCCUGCCCCUCCUCAAUCCGCACCCUGCCCCUCGUAUCUCGCCCCCCUAUGCUUGGUUUCUCCCCUCCCUGCCCCUCGCCGCCUUUCUCCGCUCCCCACCUCCCCCCUCUCCCUGCUCCCCCACUCUCCCCCCCUUGCCCUUGGCUUCCUACCUCCCUGCCCCACCUUUCCCCCCUCCGUGUGCUCAGCUUCUCCCCUCCCUGCCCCUCCCUCCUCCCCGCCCUGCCCCUCAUUUUCCGCCCCCCCACGCCCGGUUUCUCCCCUCCCCGCGCCUCCCUUUCUUUCUCCGUGCCUCUCCUUUGCUCCCUCCCUGCCCCCGCCUGCCCAUGCCCCUGUCUUUGGCUUCUCCCCUCCCUGCCCCACGUUUCUUCCCUCCCUGCCCCCCCUCUGCCCCUCCCUUGUUUUCCCCUCACCCAUUGCUUCUCCCCUCCCUGCCCUUGAUUUCCCGCACCCCUGCCCUUGUUUCCUACCAUCCAUGCCCCUCGUUUCCCCCCUUUGUACGUUCAGCCUCUUCCCUCCCUGCCCCUCCCCUCCUCCCCCCCUGCCCUUUGCGUUCCCCUCGUUACGCUCCCUUCUCCCCAUCCCUGCUGCCCUCUUGCCACCACCAGCCCAUCCGCACCACCAGCCCCCCUCCCACCCUUCUCUCCCCCCCUCCCUUUCCCUCUCUCUCUCUCUCUCUCUCUCUCUCUUUCUCACACACACACGCACACUCCCCUCCCCCACCCCCCACCCACGUCCUCCCAUUCCGCCCCUCCCUGCCCCUUUCCCACCCCCUCGCACGCCCCUCACCUCCCACCUCCGUGCAACUGGUUUCCCCCCUAUGGUGCCUCCCUUGCAUCGCUCGCCCCGCUGCUCACCCUCUGCCCGCCCCUUUUCCGUGCCCUCAGCUGGCCCAGCCCCUGCCCGUUGCUGCCCCUCCCCUUGCCCCCUCAACUCCCCUGCCCCCCGUACACCCCAGUCCCAUCCAACCGCCCCCACCCUCCCCCGGCUGCCCGUUUCCGCUCUCCACCCCCGCGACCUCACACCCCCUGCCUCCUCAUGCCAUCCGCUCCCCCCCGCCCCCACCCUCCGCGUGCCCGCUCCCUUGCCGCCUCUUUUGACCCUCCCUGCCCCCCUCGCCGUUUCCCACCGCCCGCCAUUCGCUCCUCCCCGCCCGUGCGCUCCCCUCGUUUACCUUCUCCUCCCCCCUCCCCUCCUCUGCUGCACGCCUCUUCCUUCCCCUCGCCGACCCACUCCACUCCCUGCCCCUCCUCAAUCCGCACCCUGCCCCUCGUAUCUCGCCCCCCUAUGCUUGGUUUCUCCCCUCCCUGCCCCUCGCCGCCUUUCUCCGCUCCCCACCUCCCCCCUCUCCCUGCUCCCCCACUCUCCCCCCCUUGCCCUUGGCUUCCUACCUCCCUGCCCCACCUUUCCCCCCUCCGUGUGCUCAGCUUCUCCCCUCCCUGCCCCUCCCUCCUCCCCGCCCUGCCCCUCAUUUUCCGCCCCCCCACGCCCGGUUUCUCCCCUCCCCGCGCCUCCCUUUCUUUCUCCGUGCCUCUCCUUUGCUCCCUCCCUGCCCCCGCCUGCCCAUGCCCCUGUCUUUGGCUUCUCCCCUCCCUGCCCCACGUUUCUUCCCUCCCUGCCCCCCCUCUGCCCCUCCCUUGUUUUCCCCUCACCCAUUGCUUCUCCCCUCCCUGCCCUUGAUUUCCCGCACCCCUGCCCUUGUUUCCUACCAUCCAUGCCCCUCGUUUCCCCCCUUUGUACGUUCAGCCUCUUCUCUCCCUGCCCCUCCCCUCCUCCCCCCCUGCCCUUUGCGUUCCCCUCGUUACGCUCCCUUCUCCCCAUCCCUGCUGCCCUCUUGCCACCAUCAGCCCAUCCGCACCACCAGCCCCCCUCCCACCCUUCUCUCCCCCCCUCCCUUUCCCCCUCUCUCUCUCUCUCUUUCUCACACACACACGCACACUCCCCUCCCCCACCCCCCACCCACGUCCUCCCAUUCCGCCCCUCCCUGCCCCUUUCCCACCCCCUCGCACGCCCCUCACCUCCCACCUCCGUGCAACUGGUUUCCCCCCUAUGGUGCCUCCCUUGCAUCGCUCGCCCCGCUGCUCACCCUCUGCCCGCCCCUUUUCCGUGCCCUCAGCUGGCCCAGCCCCUGCCCGUUGCUGCCCCUCCCCUUGCCCCCUCAACUCCCCUGCCCCCCGUACACCCCAGUCCCAUCCAACCGCCCCCACCCUCCCCCGGCUGCCCGUUUCCGCUCUCCACCCCCGCGACCGUGUGCGGCUUCCAACCGCCCAACGGUGGUGCGCACGGGGCGUUUCUUCGCACGGGCAAGCCUCCCCGGGGGGCCCCCACCCCGCUGAGUCGUUUCACACCCCCUGCCUCCUCAUGCCAUCCGCUCCCCCCCGCCCCCACCCUCCGCGUGCCCGCUCCCUUGCCGCCUCUUUUGACCCUCCCUGCCCCCCUCGCCGUUUCCCACCGCCCGCCAUUCGCUCCUCCCCGCCCGUGCGCUCCCCUCGUUUACCUUCUCCUUCCCCCUCCCCUCCUCUGCUGCACGCCUCUUCCUUCCCCUCGCCGACCCACUCCACUCCCUGCCCCUCCUCAAUCCGCACCCUGCCCCUCGUAUCUCGCCCCCCUAUGCUUGGUUUCUCCCCUCCCUGCCCCUCGCCGCCUUUCUCCGCUCCCCACCUCCCCCCUCUCCCUGCUCCCCCACUCUCCCCCCCUUGCCCUUGGCUUCCUACCUCCCUGCCCCACCUUUCCCCCCUCCGUGUGCUCAGCUUCUCCCCUCCCUGCCCCUCCCUCCUCCCCGCCCUGCCCCUCAUUUUCCGCCCCCCCACGCCCGGUUUCUCCCCUCCCCGCGCCUCCCUUUCUUUCUCCGUGCCUCUCCUUUGCUCCCUCCCUGCCCCCGCCUGCCCAUGCCCCUGUCUUUGGCUUCUCCCCUCCCUGCCCCACGUUUCUUCCCUCCCUGCCCCCCCUCUGCCCCUCCCUUGUUUUCCCCUCACCCAUUGCUUCUCCCCUCCCUGCCCUUGAUUUCCCGCACCCCUGCCCUUGUUUCCUACCAUCCAUGCCCCUCGUUUCCCCCCUUUGUACGUUCAGCCUCUUCUCUCCCUGCCCCUCCCCUCCUCCCCCCCUGCCCUUUGCGUUCCCCUCGUUACGCUCCCUUCUCCCCAUCCCUGCUGCCCUCUUGCCACCAUCAGCCCAUCCGCACCACCAGCCCCCCUCCCACCCUUCUCUCCCCCCCUCCCUUUCCCUCUCUCUCUCUCUCUCUUUCUCACACACACACGCACACUCCCCUCCCCCACCCCCCACCCACGUCCUCCCAUUCCGCCCCUCCCUGCCCCUUUCCCACCCCCUCGCACGCCCCUCACCUCCCACCUCCGUGCAACUGGUUUCCCCCCUAUGGUGCCUCCCUUGCAUCGCUCGCCCCGCUGCUCACCCUCUGCCCGCCCCUUUUCCGUGCCCUCAGCUGGCCCAGCCCCUGCCCGUUGCUGCCCCUCCCCUUGCCCCCUCAACUCCCCUGCCCCCCGUACACCCCAGUCCCAUCCAACCGCCCCCACCCUCCCCCGGCUGCCCGUUUCCGCUCUCCACCCCCGCGACCGUGUGCGGCUUCCAACCGCCCAACGGUGGUGCGCGCGGGGCGUUUCUUCGCACGGGCAAGCCUCCCCGGGGGGCCCCCACCCCGCUGAGUCGUUGUUUGGGCAAAAAAACGGAAAUAAAAAAAUCGGACGCGCUAAAAUCUUUCUUCUUUUUCCCGCUUGCCCCUCCCCCGGCACGUGCCGAGCAAGGGGCAUAA
Messenger RNA from Closterium sp. Naga37s-1, 7887 nucleotides. The record is from the annotation of a GenBank genome assembly. NCBI's taxonomy places the organism in Eukaryota, Viridiplantae, Streptophyta, Zygnematophyceae, Desmidiales, Closteriaceae.